Messenger RNA from Pocillopora verrucosa, 3306 nucleotides. NCBI's taxonomy places the organism in Eukaryota, Metazoa, Cnidaria, Anthozoa, Scleractinia, Pocilloporidae. The record is from RefSeq and is a predicted model, not a curated record.
CUUUGAACACAGAUCCAGUUUGUUAUGAUGGCAGGACCUAGUAAUGACAAGUGCAGCAGGUCAGUGGUUUGCAGUGAUGACCCUCCACCUCUGAGUAUUACACUGAAGGAGCUUGGAGAUUUGCUAAAGAAGUUGGAACGUUGGGACAAGGAAUAUCCCCCUGUUGACAUUCUGCUCUUGACUGCGGAGGAUUGCGAGUUCUUGGCUUGUCAUCAUUACUUGCGAGAUUCCUUUAGAAGCUAUGAGAAAUCCAUUGGAUAUGUGUACUUUGGAAAGAUGGGUGACGAUGAAGAGGAGUCACUGAAAGUUGCUUUAGUGAAGUGUUCUAAAGAAUCCUUUGAUCCUGGAGGUUCUCAAACUUCUGCUAAGAACGCCAUCACACUCCUGAGACCUAAGGCUACCUUUUUGGUUGGUUUCUGCUACAGUUUGAAUCCUGACAAAGCCCAGCUAGGAGAUGUGGUGAUAUCCUCACAGCUUACAAUAGAUCAUCACAAAACCCCAGUGAGUAGGGAUGUUGGUAACCUUGUCAAAAGUGCAGCUGAUGGAUGGAAGGCACCAUUACAAAACCCAGAAGCGCAAAAGGUCAAAGUACAUUGGGAUGGAGAGAUUUUGAGUUGCUCUGAUCUGAUUGGUGCUAAACAGCAGUGUCAAUCACACCCUGGGGCAAUUGCAGUUGAAAUGGAAGGAAAAGGUCUUUUUGCAGCAGCUCAUGACAUGAAGAUGGAGUGGCUUGUUGUUAAAGGUGUUUGUGGUUUUGUACCUGGCAGUGCAACUCAAAACAAUUCAUGGAAGACUUUUGCUUGUGUCAUGGCAGCUUCUGUUGUAUCCAACAUGUUGAGUAACUCUUUUGUGUUUGGAGACUGGCCUCAUUACGGAGGUGGUUCGACUAAACAUUUGGAACGCCGUGAUGAAGAGUCAUCCCCGAGUGACGCCUUAACUCCGAAGAGAAGAAAAACUCGUUUAGCAGAACCGUUGAAUGUUGAGAAGUGUCAAGAGCAGCUUAAGUCUUAUUACAACACUUUUAGCAAGGUGAAAAUCAUUCCAUGGGAUGACAGCUAUUCCAUUCAGAUUGAUGAGAUCUACACACCUUUGUCUUGGGUCAGAGAUCACAGGAAGCCCAGCGGAAUGAGACAUGAGAAACUUGAAGACUACACCGACAUGUUCAAGGGAAAACCAACACGAAUGCUUGUUUAUGGUCGGCCAGGAAUUGGCAAGAGUACGUUUUGUAAGAAGGCUUCGUAUGACUGGUCGAAAGCCUUAAAAGAAAUCCUAAUGAACUUUGGCAUUGUGCUUCUGAUUAAGUUGAGAGAUGUGUGUGAUUUAGAAGACAUCCGUGAUGUUUUACGUGCGUCUAAAUUGCUGGCCAGUGAUGGUCCGAUCUCCGUUGAUAGUCUCUAUGAUUACAUAAUUAACAAUCAAGAUAAAGUGCUUCUUAUUUUGGAUGGCUACGAUGAGUACAGCUGUGCAAAAGAACACUCACCCAUCUUUGCAAUUUGGAAGGGUGAGCAACUAAGAGAUUGCCACGUCAUUGUCACCACGCGUCAACUUGCAUGUGAUAAGUUAAGAGGCCCGAGUCACGUUCAGUUAGAAAUUCAAGGAUUCAAAAGCUUGGAACGAAUAAAAACCUUUGCGAGAAAAUUUUUGGCAGAUGAACAAGAUCCUAACGAGUUUAUGCACUACCUGGAAGAAAAAGAUCUCGUUGACAUGGCAGAAAUACCUCUCCUCCUACUGAUGUUGUGUAUUUUGUGGAAAGAGAAACAUCACGUAGGACUGCCAAAAUCACGGGCCGAUAUAUUUACACAAUUCAUUCAAACUUUGCUGGAUCACAAAGAUGGAAGUCACCAGCCUAUGCCAUUUCAGAAAGUGACCUCAACAGAAGCUAAAGAAGACUUUAGUAAUCUUGGAAAGGCUGCCUUUGAAGCACUUCUGCAAGACCGUCUUUACGUACGCUGCAGCGAACUCCCCAGUAAUAUUUCAAGAAGUUUUCAAAAAUUAAGUGAAGUUGGGCUUUUCCAGAUUGUCAAUCUUACGAGUCUCAAUCCUGAGAAAGGGGCCUAUUUCAUUCAUAAAUCCGUACAGGAGUUCCUUGCAGCCUGGCACAUUAAGGAGGAAGUGUUGUCGAUUAAAGGAGAAAGUACGCCUAGCCUUUCCAAAGUUGAAUCAUUUGAAGAGAUCUGGAAGAUGAAAGAAGUUCUGAAAUUUGCCUGUGAGCUGUCAACAGAAGCCGCGUGCGCAGUUUUCCAUCAUAUGGGGUCUGUUGGAAGAAAGGAAUCUAUGUCGGAAUGUGAUUUUGUUGCGUGUUUUCUGGAGCAUGGAGUACUGGAUCGAAAUGAAGCACUUUAUCUUGAGCUUAUCUCGCAUAGCUACGUUUAUUGUUCGGCCGAGAAGAGGCUGGAUCUCUGCUCAGUAUUUCCCUCUUGCACCGGAGGUGUUUUGUAUCUUGAGUCUAACACGGUGAACAUUACUGCAAAUGAACAUUUGCUGAAAUCUGACAUGAUACCCGACUUUAUCUUUUUUCCUUUCAACGUAAAUUCUUCAGAGAAAAGCUAUCGAGACUUGAUCACUGUAGCGGAGGACAUAAAUGCAGUAUUUUUGAGCUGUUCGGGCGAAAAGAAAGCCGCAGAUUUAUUGAAGAAGUUCCCACCUCUUCCUUUGGAUGAUUUCUUUUUGAAGAGAGAGAGAAAAAUCGUCGUUUAUGUUAAACAAAUAUGGAAACAUUUUGGUGACUUUUUUCCUACUGAAAUGCUGCGAGAGCUCAUUUCGCCAACAGCAGAGUCUACUCAGGUGGCGCGUCUUGUUGAUCCGUUGAACGAACACGACAGCGAAACAGCUUCGAGUUUGACUCAGAACAGCCUUUCCUGUGUGAAGAAUAUUGAAAUUCGCGAAAUAGAAAGGCAAGGGAUGAAGGUGGUGGCUGAUUGCUUACCACUUUUUACUGCUCUGGAAUGGAUGGCUAUUUUUGGUAAACCCUCUGAAAUUAUUGAUGCUCAGUUGACAGAGACCCUGGUGUCUCGUAUCAUCUUCACUGACAGACUUCACACAUUAGUACUUGUUGGAAUCAAUUUAACAGCCAAACCUGCCGCAGUCAUCGCCAGAUCUCUGCACCAGUCUCCUAGCCUACGAUACCUCGACUUGUCACAAAACCCUCUUGGUAAAGGAGUUAGUGUUCUUACUCAACAUCUCAGCCGUGUUCCUCACCUGGAUAGGCUGCACCUUUCUGAUGUUAAAAUGACAAAGCAGCAAGUGAAUGAAUUGAGUGCAGCUGUAAGUCAGAGUAAAAUCUCCUGGUUGGACACAAAAUACCAC